AUGGAGUGGACUACGUUUCGCAGUUUCUUCGGGGGAAUCGUAUCUGUUCACAAGCCCUACCGCUAUGACCUCUUGUCAGAUGUCGACGACGAAUCGUACCAACUCCCCACGGAUGGCAAUGCGCCCAUUCCCCAGCGACGCUUUUCUUUGCGUCGAAAUCCACUCAGCUUCCUCACGCGCAUUUUCCUCUCCGCCGCAUGUCGACGCAGCGCCCUUGUGUUCUUGGUCGUCGCAACAUGCGUUAUAGGCUGGCUAGUCCCACCUUCAUACAGUGAUGUACGGGAUUUCGAGCAGCACCUACCGCAACAUCAGAUCCCGACCGAUUCCAUAGGCAACAGAAGAUAUCUGCGCUUCGAAGGGACAUUAUGGGGUCUUGGCUUGAAUAACAUCUUACAAGAAGAACUCGUUCUAUCUUACAUCGCAUACGCGACAAACCGUUCAUUCGUAUUUAGCGACUACACAUGGUCACAUUCUCCACUCCCUUUCACUAUUGAUGAUUAUUCUCUCCGACCGGCUCGGAUGCCUUUAAACGCGUUUAUUUCUGGCCCUACUGCGGGCGGACCAAUAACAUCACAUAACCAACAUACAUUGGACCUACCCGCGGAUUCUCAUACGCAUAUCGACACAGAUUUACGUGCAGUACACUUGGCCUACUUCAAUGCCGUUUGCCCGCAAAAUAAACGCGUCCGACUGUCCUCGGCUGACACCCCUCGACUAGGCGAUGACACAUUGGACGGAGACGAGCUUUUAGCUACGUGGGUAGAUUGGUUGUCACGGGAUGAGGUAGUGAAUGAGCCAUGUGUGGUCGUUGAUUUCAGCGAGAGAAUCGUGUUUGAUCACCUAUUGUUUGGAUCACCAAGGGUGAUUUCUAUGUUCCCUAUACUUGCGUCGAGUCCCAUCCUUAAGGAAUUCGCAUGGUCCUAUCUCGUCGAAGCGGCUGUCGAACGGAACAUGCAUGGGUUAAUUAAUCCCGUAUCAUCCUCAUCUCCGAACCUCAUGUCUGGUGUGGUAGCGGUUCAUCUAAGAAGAGGCGACUACUCCGGGCACUGUCUCUACCUGUCCAAACACAACACGGCAUAUCAAGGCAUGAACCAAUACCCUGGUAUCGUCGACCGUUUUGACCCGCUGGGAUUCGACCCAUCAGCACCUCCCCCCGAUGACGACUCCUACCAUCACUAUCUCCCACACUGCCUCCCCAACAAUUCAGAAAUAGUCGAGCGCCUACGUGUCGUUCGCGCAGAAAACCCGCAGUUAUCAUUAACCAAAGUAUAUUUACUUUCGAAUGGUGGUCGAUGGUGGCUUGAUGAGCUCUGGGCGGAACUGCGGGCAGACGGGUGGGAGCCUGUAAAGGAAGGUUUGGGAAGCAGUCAGGAUUUAAUUUUGACGAGGGAGGAGCAGUAUGUCAGUGGAGCGGUGGAUAUGGCUAUCGCGGAAAAGGCGGAGAUGUUUGUUGGGAAUGGGUUCUCGAGUCUUACGGGGAACAUCGUGAUGCUGAGGUUGGCUAAAGGUGUUGAUGUGGGAUUAAAUAGGAUGCUGUGA
Messenger RNA from Desarmillaria tabescens, 1539 nucleotides. RefSeq lists its product as uncharacterized. The transcript has 3 exons. Lineage: Eukaryota; Fungi; Basidiomycota; Agaricomycetes; Agaricales; Physalacriaceae. The record is from RefSeq and is a predicted model, not a curated record. Bases 1 to 1539 code for a protein of 512 amino acids.